Molecule: messenger RNA, 835 nt
Organism: Sipha flava (yellow sugarcane aphid)
Lineage: Eukaryota; Metazoa; Arthropoda; Insecta; Hemiptera; Aphididae
Gene: twr
Product: signal peptidase complex catalytic subunit SEC11A
Exons: 5
Coding region: 99-635 (178 amino acids)
Cellular component (GO): membrane; signal peptidase complex
Molecular function (GO): serine-type endopeptidase activity
Source: RefSeq, a predicted model, not a curated record
AAUAUUAUUUUAAACUUAUUUCUUUAUAUUUCUGUUGUUAAAUCUAAAAAUUAAACUUUUUUUUAAAUUUUUAAAUAGUUAAUAAAUUUUCUUUCACAAUGUUUGACGGAUUUCUAGAUGAUUUGAAACGCAUGAAUAAACGCCAAUUUCUCUAUCAAGUAUUGAGUUUUGGAAUGAUAGUUUCAUCUGCUUUAAUGAUAUGGAAAGGUUUAAUGGUUUUUACUGGGAGCGAGAGUCCUAUUGUUGUUGUUUUAAGUGGUAGUAUGGAACCAGCUUUUCAUCGUGGUGAUCUAUUGUUCCUAACAAAUUAUGAAGAAGAACCAGUUAGAGUUGGUGAAAUAGUUGUAUUUAAAAUUGAAGGACGUGAUAUUCCCAUUGUUCAUAGGGUGUUGAAAAUACAUGAAAAGAAUAAUGGGACUAUUAAAUUUUUAACUAAAGGUGAUAACAAUAGUGUUGACGAUAGAGGUUUAUAUGCUCCUGGGCAACAUUGGCUUGAAAAAUCAGAUAUGGUUGGUCGAGCCAGAGGGUUUUUACCAUAUGUUGGAAUGGUCACUAUUUUAAUGAAUGAAUAUCCUAAAAUUAAAUUCGCUGUUCUUGCAUGUCUUGGACUGUAUGUACUUGUACAUCGUGAAUAAAUCACCAAUUUAUUUCAGUAAGGCAAAAAAGUAAUUGGAAAUCUUUCAACUUGUUAAUUUAAAUUUAUGUGAUGUGUGUUAAUUGAAUGGUUGCAUAUGUAAUAAGUCACUAGCAUCUUUUCUUAAAUGUUUUGUUAAAGAAUUUUAAUUUUUCAAGUAUUGAAUAAUGUAUUUUGAAGCAUAUUGUUAUACAUUUUUUU